AUGACAUUAGCACUCAUUGUUAACCAUCCUCAUCACAUCAUUGCAUUAGCUGUGCCACCCUCUGUUCUCUCCUCCCCUGCACUCGCUCAAAUCCAUCCUCCCACUGCUCCACCAGCCGCUAUCGCUCCUCAUCCUGAGGUGCCAAAGGGCACGCAACCCUUCUGUCCUCUCGCUCGUCGCAGCACGCAACCCUUCUUUGCUCUCGCUCGUCGUAGCACGCAACCCUUCUUUGCUCUUGCUCCUCGCAGCAUGCAACCCUUCUUUGCUCUCCCUCGUUGCAGCACGCAACCCUUUUUUGCUCUCCCUUGUCGCAGCACGCAACCCUUUUUUGCUCUCCUUCGUCGCAGCACGCAACCCUUCUUUGCUCUCCCUCGUCGCAGCACGCAACCCUUCUUUGAUCUCGCUCGUCGUAGCACGCAACCCUUCUUUGCUCUCCCUCGUCGUAGCACGCAACCCUUCUUUGCUCUCCCUCGUCGCAGCACGCAACCCUUCAUUGCUCUCCCUCGUCACAGCACGCAACCCUUCUUUGCUCUCCCUUAUCGCAGCACGCAACCUUUCUUUGCUCUCCCUCGUCGCAGCACGCAACCCUUCUUUGCUCUCCCUUAUCGCAACACGCAACCCUUCUUUGCUCUCCCUCGUCGUAGCACGCAAUCCUUCUUUCCUCUCCCUUGUCGCAGCACGCAAUCCUUCUUUGCUCUCCCUCGUCGCAGCACGCAAUCCUUCUUUGCUCUCCCUCGUUGCAGCACGCAACCCUCCUUUGCUCUCCCUUGUUGCAGCACGCAACCCUUCUUUGCUCUCCCUCGUUGCAGCACGCAACCCUUCUUUGCUUUCCCUUGUUGCAGCAUGCAACCCUUCUUUGCUCUCCCUCGUUGCAGCACGCAACCCUUCUUUGCUCUCGCUCGUUGCAGCACGCAACCCUUCUUUGCUCUACCUCGCUGCAGCAUGCAACCCUUCAUUGCUCUUGCUCGCUGUAGCACGCAACCCUUAUUUGCUCUUGCUCGUUGCAGCACGCAACCCUUCUUUGCUCUCGCUCAUUGCAGCACGCAACCCUUCUUUGCUCUCGCUCGUUGCAGCACGCAACCCUUCUUUGCUCUCGCUCGUUGCAGCACGCAACCCUUCUUUGCUCUUGCUUGUUGCAGCACGCAACCCUUCUUUGCUCUCGCUCAUUGCAGCACACAACCCAUCCACCUCGUGCCUUAG
Molecule: messenger RNA, 1200 nt
Organism: Closterium sp. NIES-65
Lineage: Eukaryota; Viridiplantae; Streptophyta; Zygnematophyceae; Desmidiales; Closteriaceae
Source: the annotation of a GenBank genome assembly